AUGGUCUCUCAAAUUUCCAUAAACUCAUUCUAUGUUGAGAGGUAUUCUUCUGACUUUUAUCAAGUCCCCAAUACAAUUUCCCUGGGGGCCCUGCGCAUGAACAUCCAGCAAUGUAUCAAGCAGAAAUUUCAGCGCGAAUGGUAUGAAGACCAAGUCCACUCUGAUCCUACAUCAAUUAUCUUAUCUUCAAACACACAUGGCUCCACCUUACUAGACAACAAUGCUACAAUCCUUGGCGAUCUAUGUGGACUGAUGGACCACAUACAUGCAAUUGUUCCUUCACAACAGCUUGACAGUUCCAAUGCUCCCUCGCAGCAUGUGGCAUUGACGCCCGAUAGCAUGAGCAGUCCUGACUACAACAGGACUCAGGAGCUGCUAUUGCUAAUAUGUACACUCGAUCAGAAUUUGGUAGAAGUGAGGCGAGCACAAGAGGAGGAUAAGCGGGCACAAUCAGCGCAGGAUGAUGAACUCACCACAUUAAAGGCAUCAAUGGAUGCUAUCAUUAAAAACCAGCAACAAGUAUCUGAAGAUAUGAGGGUAUGGAACCGCGACCAUGCAGAUGACAUCCGUCAGCAGAAGAUGAUACAGCAAAACUUGAAGGACAACCAGGAGCAUCUAAGCCACCUUCAGGAAGCUCAUGCCCACAAUGAGCAAGUUCGGAUCUACAGCGACCAACAGAUCAAAAUAUUGGAGGAUGGACGACGGGAGGAUGGUAUCCGUAUCAGAACACUGGAAAAUUCCCUUGCUGUGGAAGGGACACGGAUCAAACAGUUGGAGAGUUCGAUCGAAAACUCAAAGAAACAGUGUGAGGUACAGAUGAAGGUGAUACAUGAGGAGGCAGAGGUGAAGUUGAAGGACGUAGAAGCAAAGUGCAAGGACGUGGAGGCGAUGAAUGAGGCAGGGAAGAGGCUGUGGGAGGUAGAGAAGAAGGCAUGGGAGGUGGAGAGGUCGUCAAUGGCUGAUCAGAUUGAAGAGGUUGAGGAUAUGACCAUUGCAACCAUUGGUUGGGUUUGUGGCGCGGACACCAAACUAAUCGAUUGCAUCCUACUCUGGCAUCUCCUCGACCUUACUCAAGCCAAACUUGCCAAACUUGUACGAUUGAGUGCGCCUCCAGGCACCAACCGUGCUACACAAUCAAUCUUGUGGCGAGAUGCACUUGGAACUACCCAUCUCGACAGUGCUACUGUUCAAUUCAUGGCUGAUGCAAAAGGGAUGGAUCUCGCCAUCCAAAAAUCAUCUGCAAUUCAAGAAACAGGUGACCUUGUGGCCCACCCGAAGCCAGGAGCCAUUUGUCAAGAAGCAUUCAUACAAAGCAUUUCACGCCACAAUGUUACUGAGGAGCGUCCAGGUCUUUUAGUGAUGGUUAAAUUUGUUAUGAUUGGCACAGUUCGCUUAUAG
Messenger RNA from Suillus fuscotomentosus, 1398 nucleotides. RefSeq lists its product as uncharacterized. The record is from RefSeq and is a predicted model, not a curated record. Bases 1 to 1398 code for a protein of 465 amino acids. The transcript is spliced from 4 exons. Lineage: Eukaryota; Fungi; Basidiomycota; Agaricomycetes; Boletales; Suillaceae.